Molecule: messenger RNA, 629 nt
Organism: Neohortaea acidophila
Lineage: Eukaryota; Fungi; Ascomycota; Dothideomycetes; Mycosphaerellales; Teratosphaeriaceae
Exons: 1
Coding region: 16-498 (160 amino acids)
Source: RefSeq, a predicted model, not a curated record
AUUGCCUGGCACCCUAUGUCCUCAUCCUCCACUCUAGGCUCUGUACACGACUCAGUGCAUCGCGCGCCCCGAUCUCGCCAUGUCACUAGCAUCCCACCCUGCCAAGGCUACUAUUGUUAUAGCGUCAGCUACGACCCACGUCUACAAGACCAGACCCUGAUGUUGGCCGUGGGAUCUCAAACUUCCAUGCACUUCCAAACAAUCGAGCUGCUCGUGGUCCGCAUCUUCCCUUUCGCCCCCUUGCUUCUCCCACGGUCGAGGAACUUUCCACGCACGCUUGGUACUGUAUGCAAGUCUCGUCAUCCAGAUACGACCGUGCGAACGUACGUCUACAGUGGUUCAGUCGCUAUACAAGAUUUAGGGCCGCUCUUGGCCACACCAACGCCACGCCAGUCCGCAGCGUUCCUUCCGCGUGGUCGAACAUCGGCACCCCACAUUGACUACUUCUCGAGAAAAUCCCAUUCAGCGGGCAGGGUGAAGCGAAAAGGGCUGGUCUAACAAAGCAGUGCAACUCCAAAUCACUGGAAAAACUGCCCUUGGCACGGCUGUAAUACCACGCAUCUGGACUGGCGUUUGAAAAGCCAGACCAGCUUCGCCCGUCAGCCCACUACUUCCUCAAGUUAUAUACA